Stegodyphus dumicola is the source of this 4037-nucleotide messenger RNA. Its product is annotated as cytochrome b5-like. Gene Ontology annotation, cellular component: membrane; intracellular membrane-bounded organelle. The record is from RefSeq and is a predicted model, not a curated record. Lineage: Eukaryota; Metazoa; Arthropoda; Arachnida; Araneae; Eresidae. Gene Ontology annotation, molecular function: heme binding.
GUGAGUAUUAGUGCUAACAAUAAAACUCUUUCUACAAAAUACAUUUACCAUUCACUUUCAAAAACACUCAGUUUAAAAUUGAUUAAUAAAGAAAAUUUCUAAAGAUAACGUGCCAAUAUUUGGGAUGGCUGAGGUAAACUCAUAUAGUCCUUUAAAGGCUUGAAGAAAGAUUUUCGCAAGCAAUGCUUUAUUCAAAACAAAUGUAACCCAAACUUUUUAUGGAAGAGUUUUUUUAUGAGAAUACGCUUGUCAGUUUGGGGAAUGAUGCCCAUUAGUUUAUAAUACAUAAAUCUAAUCUAUAUACUAAAUACUAAAAUUGAUAAAAAAUAUUGUUCUAACAAUAACGAUAGUGUUGGUAGAUUUCUUCAUUUUGAUAUACUGAAACGAAAUCUCAGAUAUCUUCAUUUCGAUAUACUGAAACGAAAUCUCAAAGAAAGCGAGAGAAAAUUACGUUUAAGGUCAAAUUUUGUUUCCAACAUGAAAACAUACAGCAAAAUGAUAAAGUUGUGGAUUCCCGUUGAGCUUUAAAAGUAAUUGAGGAUUGCAGUAGAAUCUUUAAAUGUUAAAAGUGGUCAGAUAGAAGAAGCUAUCUGAAACCAAUGUGUAUAAAGCUUGAAAGACUUAUUGCAGUCAGAACAGAAUAAAAUAACACAGCUAUCGUUUCGAAUAUUCAUGCUAUGGAAACUGAAAACUGAUUAACUUAAUACAAUCAAGACUGAAAUAUUAAAAAGGUAAAAUUUCCUUUGAAACAAGGAAAAUUUUAUAAGGUAUUCUUUCAAUUUCUUUUCUGUAUUUUGAAUCUUUUAAAUUAAAUGCUUUUUCUAAAGAAAAUUGAUUCCAUAUGGAUCAUGAGUUUUGGUUCAUUUGAUAGCUUACUAAAUGCUAUUUGAUGUACGUGAAUGAAAUUUAAAAUGGUGGAGAAAUUUCACGCAGUGACCGAGAAGAAAUAAGAAAAAGGGAAAUAUUUCUUCAGUUUGUAUAAGUUAAAAAGGAAACUUGUUCUCGUAACACAGCAUAAUUAAUUAAUGACGCAAAGUAUGAAUGUGCAGUUAAUACCGAACAAGGUCGCAUCUAUGGUCUGCCGAAUGUUGGCUCAAGUUACAAAACACGUGAGCAGUUUAAAAGGGAGCUAGUUAACGAAAGGUACCAUUUUUAGCCUCUAGAAGUAUAUGCAAUCUUUCACUGAUAAUUGAAUGGCCAUGACUUGGUGUCCAAUUGAAAGAACUCGAGAGCGAAACAUGCUUGUCAGAAUAUUUAUAGAAUUUGAGCAAUAAAACGGCGGACAUACCGUGAAUUAUUAUGUUGUUUUACUGUUUUUGAAACUGGAUUUCUAAUUGAGUCUCGCUUCAGGUCAGGUAGAAGAUCAUUAGCUGUCUUCAGAGAAGCUGUCUAACUAAAUAAUUUUUAUGAAGCCUACAGCCACACUUUCAACAUCUCUGUGAGUUUAAAAAGUUGGAAAUCGACACAGCGAUUGAGUUUUGACUUCAAUUGAAAUUUUGCGACAUUUGAAUAUAAACCGUGGUGAAAUUUUGAUAGUAAUCUAACAAACACGAAGCAAAAGUGAAAAACAGAAAAAGCUGUGAACUUUUAGUUGACUUAUUUUUUCAUCAUGAAGGAAGUAGUAUCAACCGUUUUGCAAAGACUAUUUCAGAGCUGUCCUUUAAGAACUGAAAGAUCCUACACACUGUCCGAAGUGUCAAACCAUUAUCAUCGCAAUGACUGCUGGAUUGUGAUAUGUGAUCAUGUGUAUGACGUCACGCCAUUUUUAGAUCAGCAUCCUGGUGGAAUUGAUAUCAUGAUGGAACAUGCAGGAAGGGAUGCCACCGUCGCAUUUUAUGGUGCAGGACAUCAUCCGAGCACGAUGGAACUUCUUGAAGCAUACUGUAUUGGCAGUUUAGCGCAGCAUGAAAGAGUUAAUUUGAUUGAUUCCUUGGCACCAAACAGUCGUCGCAGUUCCAUAUGGUCUACAGAAGGCAUCGUAGUAGCAGACUAAAGAUUCAAGAACUUUUCGACAAUUUCCUCGUCGCUAUCAUUUUAUUCAGCAUUAUAUCACUAAUAUUUGCAUUUGUGGACGUUGAUUAUAAGGAAUUUUGUACCUGUGUAGUCAAGAAUUUGAUUUAACUUAUACCAUAAAUUAAUUAUUUCUGAAUGCAAAACAUGCAUUAUUAAAUUUCAUUUAAGUUCCGUGUUUCUAUAUGGUUGUGUUGCAAGUUACAUUUUUAAAUUCAAACACAGAACGCUGCUGGAACGCAUAAUAAGCAUGAAAACAAUAGAUUUUAAGAUACGCUAGAUAACUCAUGACAUUAAUUAUAAUGAUUCAGCAUUAUAUUAUUCGUGUACUGAUAAUAAUUCAAAUAUAUAUGUUAUGAUAGUAGUUAAUAAUAAAGCUAAAUAUAUAUUUGGCGCUUAUUUCAUUGCAUGUAGCCUUUACUGAGUCUUUUCAUUAAAUUAACACAAAGUGAAAAUUUGAAUAUUGGGGCGGAACUGCAAAAAAUCGUACCACCACCUAUAUAAUGCUUAAGGCCUCGUUCCAACGACUUACGCAGUCUUGCAGUCUUUGCCGUGAUAAAAUUAGUUUACUUAUUCUGAUUAGGUCAUACAAGUUAGAUUAGACACAACAAUAACAUAAUUUGAAGAUUAUCAUUUAUUUAAAGGUAAAUUUACACCUUCUUUCGCUUAUCUUAUGGUGUACUUUGGUUUUUAGGUCUAUUUAAAACUCACACUUCUUGUUUUUUAUGAGGGUAAAAAAAAGUUGUGAGACAUUAUAAAAUAAUUUGGGAAUUAUAGAAGCAUUCUAAACUCUUAAGUUAUAUUGGGGUCUCCUAAAAUUUGAAAUUCUUGUAAGUCUGGGCAGUAAACGCAACUUGAUUAUAUUUAAGUACAUUUGAAGAUAAAAUCACUUUUUAUGCAUUCCACACUCUUGAAACACAUUUUCAUUAAAGAAUUUAAAGAAUAGUUGCAUAUAAGAACUUAAUUCAACUAUUUUAGUUAUGACACAUAAAAUACAUGUUGCUGGGCAAAUUAUGGAAUAAAUAAUUUUUUAACUUUCAGCUAGCGUAUAAAAAUAGUGUGAGAACUGUUCUAUUUAAACAUACGGAAUUACCUAAGUAAACGAAGGGAAAGGGAAUGUAAUUUGGAGUAAAGCCGUCAGAAUUAUACAUGAACUUUUGCAAAUUCCAUGAAAUCUUUCAUGGCAACUACCUCUCGCAGACAUUCGCCUCCGAAAGUGAUCAGAACUUCUUAAAAAUUUUCUUCAUAAUGCCAGCCUUAAUAAGCAUCAGUACACGACAUCCCCCAUUUAAAGAACCUCCUGCGGGGAAGUUCUAAAUCAUCUGGUAGGGUGGAUGGUUUAGAGAGGUUUCGUUGUAUGUGCUAGUAAAUAAAUGAAUACCCGCAACAUCUGCAUUUGCUUCUGAAAUUCUGUGUAUUUUAUAGAUUUAAAUAUAAUUAUUUAGUGUAUAUAUUCAUUAAAACAGUAACAUAUAAUGAUGUGUAAGUUUAGGUAUGAUAAAUCUACAAUGUUACCAGUGAAACCUUCUUAAAAUAACCGUUCAAGACCCCAACAAGUUUGGUCUUCUAUAGAAAGUCAUCCACCGUAAGGAAUUUUGUUUUUAUUAGUACUCAAUGCUGUUAUUUAAUUAUGCUCUCAGGAAUUCAUAUCUCUCAGGAAUAUUUUCAGAAUUUCUCAUCGUGAAAAGUUUCACUGCAUUCUACAAAUUUUUGUUCUUAUCAUUAUAAAUGUAUAUGAUAUUAUUGAUUUACCAAUAUAUAUUACGUGCAGUUUUCUAAUUUAUAUUACUUUUCGUCAAUGAAAUACGAAUUUAUCUUAAAUUUUAAAAAACUAGAAAAUAGUUUUGAUCUGUUUCUAAGAAAUAAUAUGUAUCAGAGGAUUAUGUUGGCAUGUUUAUAUGAUCAAAGAUGAAGGACAUGUUCUUAAAUUAUUAUUCAUUUUAUUGUAGCUCAUCUGUACAAUUGCAUUUUUUCAUUAUUAUACCUAUAGCAUAUUUUUCUAAUAAAUAUAUCUCGUGUAAGUAGUA